AUGGAAGUGACACGGGAGAAAGAGGCAGACCUGGAAAAGCGCCAGACACAGCGGACAGUUUUUCUCUGCAAGGUGAUUGGACCGCGAGGAACGGGCAAGACAGCCUUUCUCCAGGCCUUUGUGGGCCGCAACAUUGCGACUAAGGGAAAUUCCAGCAGUGCCUUCUCCCCAUAUGUCAUAAAUACUGUCCAAGUCAGCAACCAGGAGAAGUACCUUAUCCUCAAUGAGGUAGAUGUGGAGACAGGGUUCCUGAAGGCAUCAGAUGCCUUCUGUGAUGUAGCUUGUCUCAUGUAUGACAGCAGUGACCCGCAUUCCUUCGACUAUUGUGCCAGCAUAUACAAGCAACACUACAUGGAGAGCAACAUCCCAUGUGUGCUGGUUGCUUCCAAGGUGGACCUUUCUGAAGUCAAGCAGUUCCACGGGAUGGCUCCAGCAGAGUUCUGUUAUAAACACAGGCUGCCUCCACCGCUGCCCUUCUCCAGCCUGUUACUCGACUCCACCAGCAAGAACAUCUACACCAGGCUUGCCUGCGCAGCAAUGUACCCACACCUGAAUGGUUCAGACAUGAGCAACACAUCAUUCUGGCUGAGAGUGGCGUUGGGCUCGGCUGUGGUUGCAGUUCUGGGUUUCGCUAUCUACAGAGCCGUGGCCAGACUGAAAUGACCAACAGCGAGUUGGGUGAUUGUGUUUUUUUGUCGACCUGAAGCUCCAUCCAUCAAGACCAAACCACUGAGGCCAGAUCCAGAACCAUUGCAGUCUAAACUUGACGAAGCCCUUAUCAUCACCAUCAUCAUCAUCAUCAUACUUUUUACCCUAAAGACUCUAAGGAAACUUUCCAUAUCUUUGCCAUUCUCACUGUCUGACCUCUUCACUUUGAAGUCAGCUCAUCACAACAGUCCAGAGGCAAUUGGAAGCUGAUGAUGAUCGCGUUGUUCCCUGUGCUGCCGUUGCCCAGCUUUUUGCUGCCUUAUCUAACCAGGCUAAGUAGGGGUUAGCCUGUCUGCGCUUGAUGCACAAAGAACUGCUACUGUUAGUGUCCAAAAAAAGGUGCUUUAUCAUGGGGAAGAAAUGCAGGAAGAUAACAGUGCUUUCCCCUCAAUCAUCUGAUGAGUGUUAAUAGUGAGAGUUUUUAUAUACAUGCAGUGUUUCCCAAGCAUAAUAGAAAAAUGCCAAAAUGAGCAGACUAAAGAACCAAAGGGGAGCACAUGACGCAUUUUUAACAAACGAUUGGCUUUCACGGAAAAUCCCAAGUGAACAUUUCUCCUUUUGACCAAGAGACGACAGAAGAUGGUCCUAUCCGAUUUGCCAAAUAACUCCAGCAGCAAUGAAUAAUAGUAGCAUGUUGCCUGCCCCUUAGGCAUACCGUUUUGCCUGAGAAUACAUUAUAUUUAGCUUGAAUCUUAUUGUUAAAAUAUUUUUAGCAGUAAGGCAUCCACUGAAAUGCUGUAGCAGGGAGAGAUUUCUCUUUGUGCAUGAAAAAGAUUGCUUUAUGUGGAAGACGGCGGUUUGCAUUUGCAAGAAAGCAAAAAAAAAAAGAACGUCUUCUUCUCUAAUACGAAGCCAGGUUAAACGUGAAGAUUAUAAAAUGCAAGAGAAAAUGUGGUCAGAUUGAUCUCUGCUUUUGCUCGAUUAGCCUCUCUUCUGUUCACAUUGAAAUGGAAUUAAUUUUAAUUGAGACUGAAAUAGAUUAGUAAUUUGUGAUUUCUCGAUUCCCAUGCACCGGCCACUGUGCAUACAGUUUGACUGUGUUACAUAAUCUGCCAUUGUAUCGUUUUCCCAACAUGAGUCGGUCAUGACGGUGUCUGUUUUGUGGAUUAAUUCAGGCGAGGGCCUGCUCUUUCUGCAGGACACAUUUCUGUGACUUUUAAAAUGCUGUUUUCUUACUGAAAGUGAACUGAUUUAGAUGCUUAAUAAAAGACCAGACCACACUGGGUUGGGACUUUGGCCCAAAAGAUGUUA
This is a messenger RNA of Stegastes partitus (bicolor damselfish), 1959 nucleotides long. Its product is annotated as mitochondrial Rho GTPase 2-like. Bases 1 to 663 code for a protein of 220 amino acids. The record is from RefSeq and is a predicted model, not a curated record. Gene Ontology annotation, molecular function: GTP binding; GTPase activity. NCBI's taxonomy places the organism in Eukaryota, Metazoa, Chordata, Actinopteri, Pomacentridae. The transcript is spliced from 6 exons.